This is a messenger RNA of Schizosaccharomyces cryophilus OY26, 456 nucleotides long. RefSeq names its product 60S ribosomal protein L31. The record is from RefSeq and is a predicted model, not a curated record. The transcript has 2 exons. Gene Ontology annotation, molecular function: structural constituent of ribosome. Lineage: Eukaryota; Fungi; Ascomycota; Schizosaccharomycetes; Schizosaccharomycetales; Schizosaccharomycetaceae. Bases 32 to 373 code for a protein of 113 amino acids. Gene Ontology annotation, biological process: cytoplasmic translation. Gene Ontology annotation, cellular component: ribosome; cytosolic large ribosomal subunit.
GCAGAGAAACUUGUGCACAAAACCUCUCACAAUGGUCAACACUAAGAAGAGCGCUAUCAACCAAGUUGUCACUCGUGACUACACGAUUCAUAUGCACAAGAGACUUUAUGGUGUCUCUUUCAAGAAGCGUGCUCCUCGUGCCAUCAAGGAGAUUGUUGCAUUUGCCCAAAAGCACAUGCAAACUAAGGAAGUGCGUGUUGACCCCUCUUUGAACAAGGAGGUCUGGAAGCAAGGCAUCAAAAGUGUCCCUCGCCGUCUCCGUCUCCGUCUCUCUCGCAAGCGUAGUGAUGAGGACGAUAAGGCUCUUUACACUCUUGUUCAGGCCGUUGACGUUGCUAACCCCAAGAUGGAGACCGCCGUUGUUGAGGAAUAAAAUGUGUGCGUUAAAUAGCGCGGUUUUUGAUUAUCUGUUCACGUUCCAUUGGGUUGAAUCUAAUAGCGGAUUUCAUUAGCUGA